CCAGUCCAAGCCAACUUUCAUAUUACCAUUAACCAUACUCAAAAUCAAUCUCUAUAUAUACUAGCAGAAGAUCAAGAUUAGAGUGAUAAUGGAGACAGUCAAGAGCUUAGCGGAGCGGAAGCCGGUCGUGAUAUUCAGCAUAGGGUCACGCUGCAGCAUGAGCCACACCAUCGAGACGCUCGUGGCCGGUUUCGGGGGGACCGUGACCGUGCACGAGCUAGACGUGAUGCCCAACGGAAAAAACCUGGAGUGGGAGCUGAUGCAGGGCAUCUGGGCGGCUGCAUCCUGGGCAAGCAGGAGGAAGCCGCCCAGUUUGCCGGCGGUGUUCAUCGGCGGCGAAUAUGUCGGGGGCGAAGGUGAGAUCAUGUGCCUCCACCUCAAGGGAGAACUUGUCCCCUUGCUCAAGAAGGCUAGAGCCAUUUGGCUCUAACACUUUUAGUCAUUAUGCAUUAGUCAUUAUUCAAGCAAAAUUUCGUCAUCACUGGACAUUAUGGACAUUAUAAGUGCUAUUUAGAGAAUAAAACAGUUUAAGUGCU
Cuscuta campestris is the source of this 536-nucleotide messenger RNA. The record is from the annotation of a GenBank genome assembly. NCBI's taxonomy places the organism in Eukaryota, Viridiplantae, Streptophyta, Magnoliopsida, Solanales, Convolvulaceae.